AUGCAGCGGAUGGUUAAUAGCAAGACAACGGAGAAUAAAGUUCAGGGCACGGUGGACAAGGUUCUGGGCACGGUGGGCAAGGUUCGGACUCUUAUUUUGGGUACGACUUUAAGUCUGCCGAUACCUGAUCCAGAUGCUCAAAUUUCUUACACGGAGUAUCCCCCUUGUGAACCCUGUGAGCCAGAACCUUCGUGUGCUCCUUGUAAUCCAUGCUCACCUCCGUGUUGUGAUGGUAAUGAGGUCAUAAAGAUUGGACCUUGCAAUCCUUCUGAGCGACCUGUUAAAUAUUUGUACGUUCAAGCACCCCAAGAAGUUGUUUUCGUCACUUCAAUACCCAUUAAUGAAUACUACGCUCAUCCCGGCCAAGUUUGUUACCUCAUUGACAACUCUUCCAGUCAACAGAAUGAUAAUCCAUUAGAGAAACAAAUGCUGCUUGCAACAUAUUCGCAACCACUAAAUAUGGUUGCUGAAUCAAACAACAAGAACCGUCAAGUCAAUUACAAUUCGCCAGCAUCGUCAACAAGUCCAAUCGCGUAUCCUAGUCACUGUACAGAUGAGAGAAGAUCCAACAUUUUAUCAACGCUCUUCAGUAUACCUGCCACUGUUGCCAAUUCUCUGCUGAACGGAGAAAUUACUGUUUGA
Molecule: messenger RNA, 642 nt
Organism: Parnassius apollo (apollo)
Lineage: Eukaryota; Metazoa; Arthropoda; Insecta; Lepidoptera; Papilionidae
Source: the annotation of a GenBank genome assembly